This is a messenger RNA of Trichoderma asperellum CBS 433.97, 1737 nucleotides long. RefSeq lists its product as uncharacterized. The record is from RefSeq and is a predicted model, not a curated record. Gene Ontology annotation, biological process: regulation of DNA-templated transcription. Gene Ontology annotation, molecular function: DNA-binding transcription factor activity. Lineage: Eukaryota; Fungi; Ascomycota; Sordariomycetes; Hypocreales; Hypocreaceae.
AUGAGUCGACUAUCUCGACACGAGGGCAGGUCCCCCUUGCCGUCACUGCAGAGCGAAAUCUCGAUUCUCAACGCCGAAAAGUAUGGUGAGGAGCCCAGACGCACGCGGUCUGCCAAUGGAAAACGAUCGCUUUCAGAAGAUCACGACGACGACGAUGAUGAUGGCGUUCAGAAGAAGAGAUCCAGAGGCCGUCCGCGACUGGACACCAAGGACGAGACCGCCGCCGAUCGUCGCCGAACACAAAUUCGUCUUGCUCAACGAGCAUACAGACACCGCAAAGACACCGCCAUCACCACUCUUGAGCAAAAGGUUAAAGAUUUAGAAGCCUCAAAUGAGGCCAUGAGCAAAGAGUUUACUAAAUUCUACGACAUCAUUUUGGCUGAGGGCAUUUUUGACAUCGCUCCUCAUGCUGCGCCUCGCCUCAGACUCAUUGCGGAUCGACUCCUCCGCCUUUCUAGCAUGGUCGGCACAAGUAGCAUCACAUCCGAGAGCGAUGAUUCUAUCAUGGCCAAGCCUGCAGGAGCUCGCAAAAGCCUCAGCGACGUGAGCAUGCAUCAUGGCCAUCAGACAAAUGGCUUGGGCGAGCCGGAUCUCUCGAGCUCGGCUUAUCCUACUGUCCAGCAUCACCCAGGUUCUUUCAACUACGAAGUAAUCGCCCAGGCAACGCCAAACAACGCCAGCUUCCCCUUUUUCGCCUCCAUGGAGUCAUCCGCUUCACAGCCGCCAAGCAGUAGCUAUCUAGGCACCUCUCUCAACAACCCCUCACCCUACCCCCGACUCUCAUCUCCAACAUAUGGCUUUCACGAACGUUUCAGCAAGAGACUGCAGCGAACAACUUUGGAAUGCGGCCUUAGGCUGGCUACGAUGAAGAACCCGCCGCCCGAGCGGUAUGCGACUGUUUUCGGCUUUAGUUUACUCUUUGAAUCCCGCGAUUCGAUCAUUCGGCGAUUAGCAGCAGGGCUGAAGAAGAUACAGAGCGAGGGUGUAGACUGGAAAUUCCCAACGCCUUCAAUGCAAAACGACCAGUUUGGAUAUCUAGAAAAUCAAUUUUCCUCGACUAGCUCAGAGGAGUUGAACAAUGCGCUACUCUCACUCAGCAAAUCGGCUACAAGCUUCGCCAACAUGCCUCAAUUCGGAGCUCAACCUCUAGCCAAUUCUGAAGAGAAAGCUGAGCAUCGGAUACGAAUGCUUUGCCAGAACUUUGAGGGGGAAUUUUUCACAGCGGACGAAGUUGAGCUAUUCCUGCGCCGACUGGGUCUAGCUAUCCCCCCGAACGUUGACUAUGUCGAUUCUGAGCUGGACCUGAACGAACUCCAAGCUGCUGAUGAAGCAAGCACCAAAAGCCACUUUGCUAGUAUUGGGCUGUCUCCUGGUAACUCGGGCAUCGGCGGAAUUCAAAGCAACAUGUGGCAGAUGAACAAUACCUCGCUGGGCGAUUUUGGAAGCUCUCUUCGAGGAGACUCUUCAGAAGGUCAGAAUACGGAAACUACUGAGUUUAUCGACAAGACUGACCUGGAUGGAGGAUUAGUUACGUUUAUGAAUAAUCACGACUUCAGCCAGAUAUGGCCUACUGGAUCAAGCUGGUCCAAGACGAAAGUCUCCGUCGAUGUGGGCCGAUUGAUAGACGAAUUGGUGAAUGCAUCAGUUUGUCUAGGAAGGACGCCGGGUAUACGACCAAAGGACGUUAUCAAGGCUGUCAAAGUUGCUGCCGGCUUAUCGCCUACUCAUGCACCAUGA